CAAUUCCGCCGUCUAUCUCGCUUCAAUCUGUCUAGCUAGAAAAAACUAGCCAGCGCUAUCUUAGUCUAGCCCAGUCGUCUGGUCUCCUCGUGUGUCAAACGACAACCCUCAAUUGAAGCUCUUUCCUGUUUCUUUUUUCCUUCUCCCUCUUCUCCUACUUUUCCUCAUCUUUUACUCUUCCCUCAAUCGCAGCAUAGCUCCCAUAUCCUCCCUCCCUUGCGGAUUCAAACUACAGACAUAUUCCUAAAUUCUACCACUCAAUACCUCCUAUCUUCCCAACACAAUGUCAAGCCAACCCCUCCUCCAAACCGCCCCUGGCAAGCGCAUUGCCCUGCCCACGCGUGUCGAGCCCAAGGUCUUCUUCGCCAACGAACGUACCUUCCUCUCCUGGCUCAACUUCACCGUCAUCCUGGGCGGUCUGGCGGUCGGGCUCCUGAACUUCGGCGACCGCAUCGGCCGCAUCUCCGCGGGGCUGUUCACCAUCAUCGCCAUGGCGGCCAUGAUCUAUGCCCUGGUGACCUUCCACUGGCGGGCGCAGAGUAUACGCAAGCGCGGCCAGAGCGGCAUUGACGACCGGUUCGGACCUACCGUGCUGGCCCUGGCGCUCCUGGCCGCCGUUGUCGUCAACUUCAUUCUGCGUAUGACGCAAAACUAAGGAAAUAUCGUUUCAGGGGCUGUUGUUCUCCUUGGGGGAAAGGUUAGGAUGGAUGAUGAGAUGCGACGAGAUGAGGUUCGGGGUUUAGCGAGCUUGGUUUGGGGGUCCGAUAUGAACGAAAACACGUUAUGCGGAAUGAGUUAAGUAGAGAAAGUAGAUUCUAUUUUCUGUCGAUGUCGGUGCUGGUCACUGAUUUUUCGUCGAUGGCGUUGGCAAUGUUGUUUUCUUGAUUGAUAUAUGUUGUGCUGUGCGCUAAUUUGGCCCCCGGGUGGUUUGCGUUACUGUUUGUUAUGUGUGUAUGUUGGCGAGAUGUAAAUUGGUCUCAAUGCACUG
Molecule: messenger RNA, 988 nt
Organism: Aspergillus homomorphus CBS 101889
Lineage: Eukaryota; Fungi; Ascomycota; Eurotiomycetes; Eurotiales; Aspergillaceae
Product: putative vacuolar transporter chaperon Vtc1
Exons: 2
Coding region: 284-655 (123 amino acids)
Cellular component (GO): fungal-type vacuole membrane; vacuolar transporter chaperone complex
Source: RefSeq, a predicted model, not a curated record